UCUUGGAGCAUUGUGUAACGCAACAUCACGGAAUAAAUUCCCGGAAACACUGACCAGACCACGGAUUUCUGCUCGGUGUCUUCACUUCGCGUGCUGUUAGUAGGAAACGGCGUCAAUCGCUAUAAUUUAACCAAAUUAACUAGCGUACAAUGCGAUAGUGCUGCCUAGAGACACGGAUAGAGAUCAGGCAGAUAACCAGAGGGAAAAGCAAGCCCACGGUGGCAGAGAUCACACAAAGUUUAGUUGGAUUUGUGUCAAACAAAAAACAAACUGAGAAAAUGUCCAAACCUAAUUAUGCUGGCAUUUACAACAUGGUUUCCCAGGAAAAUUUUGAAGAAUAUCUCGCGGCUUUGGAUGUUAAUUAUGCAUUAAGGAAAGUGGUCUGCAUUCUGAAACCCAGCAAACAUAUUGAACACGAUGUGAACUCUGGCAAAAUGAAGAUUAAGACAGUCACCACCUUUAGGAACUUUGACAUGGACUUCACUUUGGGACAGGAGUUCACUGAGGACCUGGGACCAGUCGAUGGGCGAAAGUGCCAGACCACAGUGAACUGGGACGGUGAUAAAUUGGUCUGCGUGCAGCGAGGAGAGAAAGAGGGCAGAGGCUGGACACACUGGCUAGAAGGAAACCUCCUCCAUUUGGAGAUGAGGGUUCAGGGUGUCACUGCCAAGCAAGUCUUUAAGAAGGCUGAGUGAGGAUAGAGAAAUAGAGGGGCCAUUUGCUGGGGGUUUUUGAGCUCAGAUUUUUUUCUAGAGCUCAGGGUUCAGAAAGAGGCCAUAUCACAGCAGUGAUUUGGCUCUAAUAGUGUUUAAAUGGAGACUACAAAUGAUGACACUUUCUAUAAAACUGUAUCAGCGUUUAAAGCACCGUUUCCCCUUCACGGCUGCAGUCAAACCAAAAUGCAAAGUUCAAAUGAGAUCACGACGAGCCCUGUUGCCCUCUGUGAACAUUCCGGAAUGGUACUGUAAUAUAUGGAUUCAUGGCACCCUAAUAUUGUAUUAUGCAGAUAUGUUUACAGUAAGCAAAAGUAAAAAGUAAUGAUUAAAUGAGCCAGUAGUUUAGCUGGUCAAGUACAACUUGGAAUUCUUCAUUGCUAAAUUAAAUUUAAUGUCCAGUGUACUGCUAUUAGAUUGGCAAGUAUUAGAAAUAAUGGAUUUGAAAAAUCUGUGUGAUAGGGUUUUGAUUAAUUGCAAUAGACAAACUAAAAAUGUCUAAAAAUGCUGAAACACAUGUGGUCUGAAAUAUGUAAUGUAGUUUUAUUUGUCCACUCUAGAAUAUAACCAUUUAUUUUACCAUAAAA
This is a messenger RNA of Sinocyclocheilus rhinocerous, 1300 nucleotides long. RefSeq names its product retinol-binding protein 1-like. Lineage: Eukaryota; Metazoa; Chordata; Actinopteri; Cypriniformes; Cyprinidae. The transcript has 4 exons. Bases 279 to 695 code for a protein of 138 amino acids. The record is from RefSeq and is a predicted model, not a curated record. Gene Ontology annotation, molecular function: lipid binding.